Pelobates cultripes (western spadefoot toad) is the source of this 25121-nucleotide messenger RNA. Lineage: Eukaryota; Metazoa; Chordata; Amphibia; Anura; Pelobatidae. The record is from the annotation of a GenBank genome assembly.
CCUAAAUACCCCUACAUGUACGGUGUGUUCGGUUUGGACUGAUUUAGACAGCAAAGAAGAAAGUAUGAUUUUUUUUUUUUUUUUUUUUAAAUUUUAAUGACAAAAAUGUAGCAGGGACUAUAUUUUCUUUAGUACGAGUCACUUGGUUCAUUAAACGGACAUUCUUCAUUUUCUAUGUAUAACUGGAGCUGUGAACAGGCAUGUUUAAUUAUUAAAGUGUUGGAGAAAUGGUGUGUGCUGUUUUUCAUUUGGAAUAACCAUUGUAUUUUUAUUUAUUUUUUUUAAUUCGCUCUAGUGAGCAGCAGUUCUUCUUCAAAUGCAUAAUUUGUGUUUCUUUUGAUAGUAAAUGAUUUUCUUAAUCUUGCUCAAGUGACAGUUUUUUUUUUUUUUAUCUUCAAGAUAGGACUCUUUAUCAGCAAAGAUUGUCUGCUGCUUUGUGUGUGUCCUCCAGAAAUCAGACAAUUUGCUCUCUCUAGUGAAAUGUUCUGGAUUUUGGAGUGAUGAGCUAAAUGCAAGUAUGAACCUCAGGACCCUGAGGGAAUGAUGAGUCAGGGGGUAAAGUUUAACCGAAGCUGCAGUGCUGUCAGUGUGAGAGGCAGAGCGAUAUGAUCAUUGGUAGCGCUAAGCUCAGGGAAAUUUAAAGAACCAAAAGUAAAUGAGUUUUGGGUUUGGAGAAUUAUUUGCUGAAUGACUUUUAUCACUAAUGCAUGUUUAUACAAGAAAAAAAUAUAGAUUAGUUGCAGAUCACUCCAAGAACAAAAAGCAACAUUACCCUACUUUAAUACUUGGUGGGUUCAUGGGCAAAGUUCUGAUCGUGGUUUCCAUGGUGAUUGCUCCACAUUUAGAAAUUUGCCACAGAAUUGUUCUUUAUAUACAAUCCGUUUAGUUUUAUUUUUCUGUUUCUUCUCCCUCUCUACCUUCCCAGAGCCUGUUCAGAGGGUUCACGAUGGUCAACGCAACCAACAUGGACAGUGGCAGUAGCACAGAAAAUUCCAAGGAAAGCUCCCGAUGUUCUACACCGAUCCUGGAUAUUGAGAGACACGAACGUCUCCAGGAUAAAAUGCGCCGGCGCAUAGAUGCUGGAGAUAAGUGGUUCUCUCUGGAAUUCUUUCCACCACGUACAGCGAGCGGUGCCGUCAACCUGAUAUCCAGGUAGGAAGAGCUUUGAGUGGAAGUAAAAGUCUGUUGGUUAACUCUUUACAGUAAAGUAAAGCAUUUUGGAGCUUUAUUUAUAAAAUAUUUUACCAGGAAGGAUACAUUGAGAUUUCUCUCUAAUUUUCAAGUAUGUCUUGGGUCAACAAACAUUGCAUUGGUAUAAUAGAAUACAAUAAAAUACAAAAACCAAUAUUAAUACACAAUAAAUACAAAUGUAACAUAGAGCAGGUAGGAAAUAUAUAAUCAACCAUGACAGGCGCAUUCUGUUUUGAGGUAUGUUGAGAGGGAUCUCUUAAAGGACUUUAGGCUUAGGGAAGAUCUGAAAGUGUGCGGGAGGUCGUUCCACAAUGGUUGUGCUCUAUUGGAAAAGGAGGAUCGAACUGCUUUCUUUUUGUAUCGAGGUAGACUAAGUAAAGUGCUGGUACUGGAUCGGAUCUUAUAGGAGGUGGGAAUAACCUCCUAUAUAUGUUUCUAGACAAACUACUAGCACGUGUUCUGGUCAAAAUUAUAUUUCAUAUUUUUCUUCUUAUAAAGCAUUGACAACACACUUUUUUCCAAAUACACAACACAUCACAGAAUUGCACUAUACACCUUCCAAUGGCAUCAAGAGGUCACAAUAAAACGUAUUUAAUCCAUACCUUGGUUUAUUGAGCUGCAGAAAGUAUAGGCCACAUCUGGACUUGGAAUGUGUUUGAUCUUGUGACAUUGCAGAGUUUGACAUGAAAUGUUGUACUUUGAUUGUGCAACCUAUAGCGACUUUCCCAGUAUUUCUUUAAUUCGUUGUAUCUGUCCAUAUUACAGAUUUGACCGUAUGGGCUCCGGAGGUCCUCUCUUUAUUGAUGUGACUUGGCAUCCGGCAGGAGACCCCAGUUCAGACAAGGAGACCUCAUCCAUGAUUACUGCAAGUACAGCUGUGAAUUUCUGUGGACUGGAGACUGUUCUCCACAUGACUUGCUGCCACCAAACUAAUGACGAAAUCACCAGAAAUCUUCAAAAAGCAAAACGUCUUGGAUUAAAAAACAUUAUGGCUCUGAGAGGAGGUAAAUGCGAGAGAGUCUAUUUUCAAAUCUAACUUUCAAUAUUGUGGCAGAUCUGGGGGGCUGGUUCUUUAUUGGCUGUGUGAGGGUUUUUUGCAUGUGUCUGUCUAGUGUUUUUUUGUAUUUUUUCCCUUAAUAUAGUCAAUUUUUAGUAUACUUUUCUGUUUAAAAUUGUACGGCUGGUUCACAUUCAGGUAGAAAUCUAAUCUAUACACUGCUGGCCAAUAUUCAGAUAUCUCCAUAAACUUUGUUCAGGUUUACUGUAUGGGUAUCUCUCAUGAUGAGCUACAUCGAAGGCAAACAUUAGGGGGUUACGGAAAUCCCCGCAAAGUGCCUGACCCCAGGGCCAUAUCAUUAUUUAUUUAUUUAUUUAUUUAUUUAUUUUUCUCUUUUUAUGUUUUCUAGACCCCAUUGGUGAGGAAUGGGAAGAGGAAACCAAUUGUUUCAAUCACGCUGUAGAUCUUGUCAAGCACAUUCGACAGGAAUUCGAUGGUUAUUUUGAUAUAUGCGUCGCAGGUAACUUGACUUCCUGAUGUGUACGUGUGUGUACGUAAAAUUGAGGGCACUGAUGACUAAUCGUGCAUUCACAUGAACCUUGGUCAGCCUAGCUGUUAGCUGCUUUUGCAAAAUAGCGUUUUUGUAAGAGGUUUUAUAUUUUAUAUUGCUUUCUGUACAUGAAUUGAGUUCUAUUUUGGAAUAAUAGAAUUGUAUUCUCAUGCAACUGAUCCCCAUAUUCACAAACCGACAACCCACCCAGUCUUGAGUCUGUUUUACAGCUUGACUCCUUAAACAUAGCUUUUAUAAAACAGCUGUAAUUUUAAGGUGUCAUGCUCAUGUGUUCUGCAAGGUCUACUGGCCUUUCUAUAUUGCACUGUCUAUAUUCUCCAUGUUUUACAGCGCUGCAGCAUAUUUUGCAUCCUUGAGUGUGGAAUCAUAUUGAUGUAAAGUGUGUGUGCUUUCUCUGUGUGCAGGAUACCCCAAAGGUCACCCUGAUGCCGAAAGUUACGAGCAAGACCUGAUAUAUCUCAAGGAGAAAGUAGACGCCGGCGCUUGUUUUAUAGUCACGCAGCUCUUCUUCCGUUUUGAAACAUUUUUAAAGUUUUUCAAGGAUUGUAGAGAAAUCGGUAUCACCUGUCCAAUAGUUCCCGGAAUCUUUCCAAUCCAGGUACGCGUCCCAUACAGUAACAAUACGGAACCAUCCGUGCAUGCAGAAAGAAUAAAUAGCAGAUGAUGCAGUACCUUAAAGGGUAAUUACUAUAAAGAUAAGGAUGUGCAAGGGUGAACGUGUGUCAUCCAUAGAUUCAUUUGGGGGGCGGGGGGGGGACAAUGUAAAUGUAUUUUUCAUGUCACUAUGCGCUUUCUAUUAUUUCAUUAAAAAAAAUCUUUAUCAGGCAGUUGGAGGGGGAUGGGGGAUGGGGGAUAACAGGAUUAGAAAGGUUAGAAUACAAUAUUAAUUGUAAUUAAGAUUAGUUUUACUUUCAAGUUACUAAACUGGAGAUAAACUUAUAAAGAGUUUAGGCAUAGUUGCAUACACCUGUCACCUAUGUACAGACUUUCUGGAAUGAAGGCUAAAUGUAUUGGGGACAGGUCUGCUCAGGGCAACGGAUUGUGAAUUUUCCUGUUUAUCUUGACCAGCAGAGCGAGAGUUUACGCAAGCCUGGAAUUCAGCCUAGGGAGUCAUAAUUAAGCCCUGGUAAAUGUGUCAUGGGCCAUCCAUGUUUGCAGUGAGUGGCCUGGCUAGUAGUGUAGGGCUUGACAUUUCAUCAGGGUCCAUACAGAUGUUUAAACUGCAAUUGGAUAAAUACUUGCAAAAAACAUAACAUACAGGAAUAUAAUUUCUAAUUAGUGGGGUAAUAGCUGCUUGAUCCAAGGAGAUAUCUCACUGCAAUUUUAGAGGUCAAGAAGGAUUUUUUUUUCCUGUCUUAAGUGGAAGUACUGCACAAGUGGGUUGUUCCCUCUUAUGUGGACAAGAAGCUCUGUAAAAUAUAAAAAUGUAAAUACUCCCGCCUACCUGUUCAUGAAAGGCAGUACCCUCCUUCCAUCCACAGUUCUUCUUGUCCCGAGAACCGGACGGUUCAGAAAGAUUGGUGAGGCUCACAAGUUGCAGCCAGGGAGAUGCGGACCCAAAAGCUCCCCGGGAGGUGAGCUGCGAGGUACCCCUUCCACACAAGCGUUACGGAACGCAAGUGGAAGGGAUUUUCAUUAUGCUGACAGGAAGUUGGAGGUCCCGAGCGACCCUCCAAUCCAGAAGCAGGCCACGAUUUUGUAGUGUUUCUGGGUCCUCGAUCUCUUGGUUGUGUGUGAGGCAUAGGCGUGGGGUUAAGUCUAUGGUGUAGGUCGGUCUGUUCUGUUAGGGGUUGUCCUGUGGUAUCUUGUGGUCUACGUUGGCUGGCAGGGAGAGGUGGAUUUCAAGUGUCAGGGGUGGGUGAGUUAGAAGAUGGGAGGAGGAGGGUGAGAAAAGGGAAGAAGAGAAAGAGGGGGUGGGGGAACGAGGGGUCCUGUUUGGGCAUAGUCAAGAUGUCAGCGCCGUAGUGUGGUGGAGGAGAUAUGAGGCUGGUGUUUGUGGCAGGGCUUCAUCCGUCACCUCUUUUAUCACUCUGCUGAUUGUCCUCCAGAAUGGCGUAAUGAGGACACAGUCCCACCACAUGUGGAGGAAGGUGCCUCUCUCUUCUCCGCAGCGCCAACAGGUGUCUGGUAUAUUAUGAUCACGGGUGUGUUGGGUAGUUGGGGUGAUGUACCAUCUUGUGAGAACUUUGUAAACGUUUUCUUGUAGCCGUGCAGAUCCCGAGUUUUUUUAGGUGUGUGUGAUUUUUGUCCCAGUCAGCCUCCGUGAUUGUUUCGUUGAGGUCUUCUUCCCAUUGUCUGAUGCAAGGUGGUGCCAGGAGGUAGCGGCUUGUCACCAGUGAGGUGUAAAUCUGGGAGAUAGCCCUUGGUGGUGGUGUGUCUUGCAGGCAGAGGGAUUCAAAUUCUGUUGGGUCCCAAAGUAUGCUGGGUUUAUGUGUUAUUGAGCGGGCGUAGUGUGCCAUUGUGUGUAGGUGUUCUGGAAAGAGGUCGGUUUGAGGGCGGAUUACGCAUGGCGGGGAUAUCACAUCAGCCAUGCGGGGGAUUUUGUCUCUGUUUGUCAGGUGUGUGAGUGGGCCGUGGUCGUCCGCUUGGAAGUGCGGGUUACCCCACAGGGGGAGCAUGGGGCUUAGGUCGGUCGUGAGACAGUAUUUGGCACCAGAUUUGGAGUGUUGCUUUCACAAACUGGUUCGGGAGUUGAAUAUGUUUGCUCGCUUCUUUCGUGAUCCAGGGCAGGGUUCGUAGAUUGCAGUUGGUGCGGUCUGCUUCCAGCUGCACCCAUAGCUUGUCUCUCGCCUUCGUGGACCAGCUGAUAAUUGGUGAAGUGGGCCGCUAGGAGGUAUUUUCUGAAGUCCGGCAGGGCUAGUCCACCUCUAAGUUUUGGGAGCGUCAGUUGGGAGUGAGCUAUGCGGGGGGGAGUUUACCCCGCCAAAUGAAUUUACAGACUUUUGCCUGUAUGGCUGUGAAGGUCUUUGGGGCCACGACUGUACCGUUUGUAAGAUGAAGAGGAGUUUAGGGAGUAAGCACUGCAUUCACUCUGCCCAAACAGGAAAUGUAAUAAGAGUUCAAAGUGUGUAGUUUUUCUACUGUUACAUUGGGGAUGGGUGUAAUUGUGAGCGUAUAUAUCAUUCGGGUCUGGUUUGGGCCAUAUCUGGGUGUCACACCAACGAAAGGGGAAGUGUUGUUGGAUCAACCGUCGCUUGGUCCUCCUGGCCUCCGUGAUCAGGUUCAAAGCUCGGAUGGUGUUAUCUCGUAUAGGGAUGCACCAAAAUUUUCGUCUGAAAAUAGGCCCAUCCUGUUUCUGCCGAAAACUGGUCAAAUUUGCCAAAAUUAAAUAAAUUUAGGACAGGGGUAGAACACUAUGGGACAGGGGAGCGGGGGAGAACACUAUGGGACAGGGGAGCGGGGGAGGGUGGAAAGAACACUAAAAAAGAGGGAGAGGAACAUUAAGUGGGGGGACCACUAAAAGAGAAGCAAAGUUUUUCAUAUUAGAUUAAUUAAAUCUAAUAUUAAUAAAAUAUAGGAAAAAAACUUUUUAAAAAUAAUUUGUGGGGGGGAAAUAAUUUUCUGUUUCAGUUUUCGGCCAAGGGCAUCCUUAAUUUUUGGUUUCGUUUCGGCCUAGAAUUUUCAUUUUUUGGUGCAUCCCUAAUCUCGGACCUCUCUGCACGGGAUGAAACCAGUUUGGUCCGGGUUUACCAAACCUGGUAGCAGUGGGGCCAAUCGGUUAGCCAGGACGCUGGCCAGCAGCUUGUGUCGAGAACAGAGACCAGGCCUUACCUCUAGCAUAGCGCAGGGUCUUUGCCCUCUCUUUGGAGCAGGGUUAUAUUAUUGGCAGUAAAUUGUGUAGAGGGUAUCUCUCCUUCUGAGAUGGAGUUCACGGCUGUCAGUAAUUUCAGGAGGAGGUCUGGUGAGAAGGUCUUGUAGUAUAGAAGGGGUAGGCCAUCGGGUCCUGGCGAUUUGCCAGUCUGUCCUUUUUUUUUUGACCGUAAACGACAAUCCAUCUGUUGUGAUGGGGGCCUCUAGUGUUUCGUGUUUGUGGUCCUCGAUUCGUGGUAGUCUGGAAGUUGCAAGAUACGCUUGUAUUUUGUCUCGCCUGCGGAGUGUUUCCUCCUCUGGUUGUCCUUGGCAUAUGUGGUAUAGUUCCUUGUAGCAGAGGAGGAAUUUGGCAGAGAUUUGUUCCGGGAGGUGGUGGACUUGCUGGGUGUGGUCCCUAAUUUUGGGGAUGUAUAGUUGGGUUCUGUGACUCUUCAGGAGGUUAGUGAUGGUUCUGCAGCAUUUGUUCCCAUGUUCAUAUAGCCGAUAUUGUAAUGGCGAUAUGAGCGUUGUAUGGAUCUAUUUAGGUGGGUGGUAAGUUGGGUGCGUUUUAUGAGGAGAUCGCGGUACAUGGGGGCUUCCUGUCUUAGUUUGUGUUGGCUUUCUAGUACAGCGAUUUUCUUUGCUCAGGUCCACAAUUGUUUGCGUGUUUUUCUUUCUUGCGCUUUGAGCAUAUCGCAAUGAAAUGGCUCAGAAUCACCGCCUUGUGGGCCCCCCAGCAGGUCAGGGGUGUCGUGUCUCCUGUCUUGUUUGUGGCGAGGUAGUCUUGGAUAGUCUGCCUGGCAUUGUCGACGAGGGCUGGGUUGGCUAGGAUAUUUAAAAGAAGAAAAACUACCACAACAAGAGGACAUAGUCUUAAAUUAGAGGGACAAAGGUUUAAAAAUAAUAUCAGGAAGUAUUACUUUACUGAGAGGGUAGUGGAUGCAUGGAAUAGCCUUCCAGCUGAAGUGGUAGAGGUUAACACAGUAAAGGAGUUUAAGCAUGCGUGGGAUAGGCAUAAGGCUAUCCUAAAUAUAAGAUAAGGCCAGGGACUAAUGAAAGUAUUUAGAAAAUUGGGCAGACUAGAUGGGCUGAAUGGUUCUUAUCUGCCGUCACAUUCUAUGUUUCUGUGUUUCUAUGAUGGAUUCCUUUAGGUGCCAUAAAAGUCUGGCAGGGUCGGAACAAGGGCGACUUAAGUGCGUCUCUGCAUACAAGAGAUGCACCUAAAAAAUAUGUGGUGCUGAACUUUAUGGUCGCAAGUCUCUUUUCAGCUAUGAAACAUUUUAAGCCCUGCUAAUUUAUAUAUUUAACAGGUGUUAAUUCGGUCCAAAAGUUGCAGUUUGGCAGGUAGCAGUUCAACAACAUUGCUGUUUAGUGAAUAAGCCCCUAUUUGAAGGUUAAACAGAUACACAGCUGAUUGCUAUCAACCAACUGUUGGAUAAUACAAUGAAAUACAAGCUGUAAAAACAAAACUCGCCGCAGCAAGGCACUGUCAAUAUUUACUCGAAUGGGGGAGAAAAUUCCAGAUAUAGAAACCCAAUAGUGUCCUUGAUCCCAUUUCAAACCGCGUAUAAUUUAACGUGUCCGUGCCACUCAUGUUCCAGGAUUCUGUUAGCGAUGAAUAUGUAAAUGUUCCACUGACCAUUCGUAUCGCGGCCGGCGUCUUCGCACGAUUUGGAGUCUGUUAAAUUCUUUGCUGUGUAUAGAGAAAACCGUACUAUAUUAAAUAAUGUUUGUAUAUAACAAAGCGCGUGUAAUCCCUUUAAAUCCAGUUGUACAAUAGUAUCCUAAUGGCUCUGCCGUAUUGUCUGGCUUGAUGAGCUUAAUAAACUUCUAAAGAUCUCUGAACACUUUGGCACGUCAAUGGAGCAUAUUCACUAACACUGGUCUGAGGCCAAAAUUGCAGAUUUGAAAUACCGGAAUUGGAGGCCAAUUCAGUUAUCUGCUUACAAAUAGCCCUUUAGUGAGCUCACCCAGGGAAUCGUUUUAUUUAGUGUAUUCCAAUACAUAUUCCAGCAAAGUCCUGCAGAAUGAAUAGGGUUUUUUUGACUGAUUUUUAUUUAGUUACUUGGUAGUAGCAAGCUGUAAUUAGCACAGACAGACAGUGUGCUGCAGGCGAGGAGGAUAUUACGGUUUAUAGAUAUUUUUAAUGUAAAUAAAAUCAAUUCUCUAGGCUCUGUGUUUAAUAUUGGGGAAUGCCUAGUGUGAUAUGUACACCUGUCUCAAUCGACAUUUUGCAGCGUAAGGCCCUAAUUGGCAGUAUCUUGCUCAAACCAAAUUUAGAAAUAGUUUUUAAUGCCUUUUUGUUUCUUCUGUUUCUUUGUGUUUUUGAAGUGCCAAUGUAAUCUGCUCUGGAAGUCCAGGGUUAAACCGCUGCUAUCAAUAUGGGCCCGGCCAUAGAGCGGCUUAUUGAUGGGUUUGGUGGGACGGAAUAAGAAGAUAUUGGACCAUUUACCAGUGCAUGAGCGUGUUUUGUUUUCAGGCAAUUUGAAUAUUGUUACACUCAAUACAUGAACUUUGCUAUAUGCAUUGUCUCUCAGUAGUUCUAUUCUUACUCUUUAAGGGCAGAUGAAAAAUCUUUUCAACAACCAUCUAAAAUUAGUAAUGCGUUAAAAGGGACACCCCAAGGACCGUGAUUUUAUUUGUUUUAUUCUUGUGAUGCAGAGUCUUUAAUACUGCCCCUCUCUUUUUGUAUUGUCAAUUUGUCAAGAAUCCCAACUCUCUGACCACCUAACGUUCAAUUCAUUUACUGCUGCUCCGAUAAUGCAGUGUUUAUUACAUAGAACUUGUUCUGUUUUUUUUUUCAGGGUUACUGCUCCUUACGUCAGUUGGUAAAACUGUCCAAGCUGGAGGUGCCCCAGGAAAUUAAAGAUGUGAUCGAGCCAAUAAAAGAUAACGAUGCAGCAAUUAGGAAUUACGGGAUUGACUUGGCUGUUUCUAUGUGUCGGGAGCUGCUGGAUAGCGGGCUGGUAAACGGCUUGCAUUUCUAUACUCUGAACCAGGAGGUGGCAACAAUCUCUGUAUUAAAACGUCUUGGAAUUUGGAUUGAGGACCCAAGGUGGGUGACGGUUUGCUUUUCUCCAGAAUGGAGGUGUGUGAAUAAAAAUGCAAAAAAUGAAAACAAGAGACUUUUUACCUUGCCUGGAUGUUUUAUAUAACGCCCUACUGCUUCAGACACAGUUAAAAAAAAAUUUUUUUAAAUGGAAUGUCAUUUAGGGUUUUCCCAUUCUGUCUGCUUCUCACCAUGCAAAACCUCACCAUUCUUGUUUGUCUCGACAAUUUUUACUUUAACCUUUCCCCUAACCCAAGCUACAGGAGUUCAGAACUUGUGUGUGUUUUUUUUUUUUUUUAUUUUUUUUUUAUUAAAAAUGUAUAAUGUUUAAAAAGAAACCAAACCCUCACUUCCAGAGAGAGAGAAUGUACUUGUGCAUUCACUCCAAUAAACUCUAUUUCAGUGUUUACUGGGUAACUAAUGCAUCAGGUGAAAGUAUAAAAAAAUUUAAACUGCUUACCACUAUUCCACUUCCAUGUCGGGGAAAUGUUGCUGUCCCGUGAUGCCAUCGGCGUUAGUGUGCGCGCUCUUUAUGCCAACUUUUUUUACUCCCUGUAAUGCCAUGUCUGAGUUUUUCCAUAUCUGAUACUAGGAUACUCUACAUAGCAACUUCCUAGGACAAACGGUCAGCCAUGUUGAAUGUUGGUAUACUUUAACGCAAUAUGUUUCUUUCUUUUCUGAGGCCAAAUAAAGUAUGUUCUAUCCCAAUUUCAGCUUAUUCCUACUUCAGCUCGUGUAAUUUUGUUCUGUCCUCCUUCAAUUCUUCAUCAGACGUCCCUUGCCGUGGGCAGUUAGUGCUCAUCCGAAACGACGAGUAGAAGAUGUCCGUCCGAUAUUUUGGGCAUCCCGACCAAAGAGCUACAUUUACCGAACUCAAGAGUGGGAUGAAUUUCCAAAUGGUCGCUGGUACGUAUCCUGACCAAAGACAACUCGUGGACAUGUGGUUUUUCAUGUGAUAGAAAUGGCAUGUAAUGCCUAAAUCAUUUGUUUAUUUCAUUUCUUUUAUAAAGGGGAAACUCCUCUUCUCCUGCCUUUGGCGAACUGAAAGAUUACUACCUUUUCUAUUUGAAAAGCAAAUGCUCUCGUGAAGUGUUGCUGAAAAUGUGGGGAGAGGAGCUGAGCAAUGAGGAAAGUGUAUACGAAGUCUUCACCAGUUACAUAUCUGGAGAUGUUAACCGCAAAGGACACAAAGUAAGUGAAGAUACUGUAAAGACAUAGAUUUUAUAGCUGGUUCACUCACAUCUCCAUGGAUUGUAUAGCGGGUUCACUCACAUCUCCAUGGAUUGUAUAGUGGGUUCACUCACAUCUCCAUGGAUUGUAUAGCGGGUUCACUCACAUCUCCAUGGAUUGUAUAGCGGGUUCACUCACAUCUCCAUGGAUUGUAUAGCUGGUUCACUCACAUCUCCAUGGAUUGUAUAGCGGGUUCACUCACAUCUCCAUGGAUAGUAUAGCGGGUUCACUCACAUCUCCAUGGAUUGUAUAGCGGGUUCACUCACAUCUCCAUGGAUUGUAUAGCGGGUUCGCUCACAUCUCCAUGGAUUGUAUAGCGGGUUCGCUCACAUCUCCAUGGAUUGUAUAGCGGGUUCGCUCACAUCUCCAUGGAUUGUAUAGCGGGUUCGUUCACAUCUCCAUGGAUUGUAUGGCGGGUUCACUCACAUCUCGAUGAAUUGUAUAGCGGGUUCACUCACAUCUCCAUGGAUAGUAUAGCUGGUUCACUCACAUCUCCAUGGAUUGUAUAGCGGGUUCCCUCACAUCUCCAUGGAUUGUAUAGCGGGUUCCCUCACAUCUCCAUGGAUUGUAUAGCGGGUUCGCUCACAUCUCCAUGGAUUGUAUAGCGGGUUCGCUCACAUCUCCAUGGAUUGUAUAGCGGGUUCACUCACAUCUCCAUGGAUUGUAUAGCGGGUUCACUCACAUCUCCAUGGAUUGUAUAGCGGGUUCGCUCACAUCUCCAUGGAUUGUAUAGCGGGUUCGCUCACAUCUCCAUGGAUUGUAUAGCGGGUUCGCUCACAUCUCCAUGGAUUGUAUAGCGGGUUCGCUCACAUCUCCAUGGAUUGUAUAGCGGGUUCGCUCACAUCUCCAUGGAUUGUAUAGCGGGUUCGCUCACAUCUCCAUGGAUUGUAUAGCGGGUUCGCUCGCAUCUAGUUCAAACUAAUUGGUAGUGGAUAUGUAGAAGUUGAGGCGUAACUUUUAAUAAAAUGUAAUUGAAAAAAACGUAUGACCCAAAAUUCUAGCAAUCCAGAGGGAAAGAAUUGUAAAAAUAACAAUAAACAAAUAAUAAAUAAAAUAAAGUGUAUAUAAAAAGAGAUAUAGAUAUAUACACGCCCAGAUUAGUAAAUCACUGCUACAGAUUCAGAGCCUGUGAAUGCUCCCUGUGUAAUUUAGAGCUAUUGAGGUAUCAGUCAGACCAAUAUAACAAACGUCAGUCUUGGCUGGUGGUAAAUAGCGGAACCAGCAGCGGUUACAGUCUCUGUCCUUUGCCAGCUAAGACUGAGUUCUUUGUUAUUGCUUUGACCGAUACCUCAAGGCGAGUGGCAGUGUUUCUGCUCAAGUUUUCUUCAAUUUAUUUUUGCUGGUCGAGGGACAAAGUCUUCUUUUCUAUAUACUUGAGACAUCUUACUGCCAGACAGUGUUCUAAUAGAAUAGCUUUGGUUCCCUCAGAUGUAUGUGUUACCUUAUAGAUAGCCAGUCAGUAUUAUUCCUGCACUCCAGGUGUGUUACCUUAUAGAUAGCCAGUCCGUAUUAUUCCUGCACUCCAGGUGUGUUGCCUUAUAGAUAGCCAGUCAGUAUUAUUCCUGCACUCCAGGUGGAUGUGUUACCUUAUAGAUAGCUAGUCAGUAUUAUUCCUGCACUCCAGGUGGAUGUGUUACCUUAUAGAUAGCUAGUCCGUAUUAUUCCUGUACUCCAGGUGGAUGUGUUACCUUAUAGAUAGCCAGUCAGUAUUAUUCCUGCACUCCAGGUGGAUGUGUUACCUUAUAGAUAGCUAGUCAGUAUUAUUCCUGCACUCCAGGUGGAUGUGUUACCUUAUAGAUAGCCAGUCCGUAUUAUUCCUGCACUCCAGGUGGAUGUGUUACCUUAUAGAUAGCCAGUCAGUAUUAUUCCUGCACUCCAGGUGUGUUACCUUAUAGAUAGCUAGUCAGUAUUAUUCCUGCACUCCAGGUGUAUGUUACCUUAUAGAUAGCCAGUCAGUAUUAUUCCUGUACUCCAGGUGUGUUACCUUAUAGAUAGCCAGUCCGUAUUAUUCCUGCACUCCAGGUGGAUGUGUUGCCUUAUAGAUAGCCAGUCCGUAUUAUUCCUGUACUCCAGGUGUGUUACCUUAUAGAUAGCUAGUCAGUAUUAUUCCUGCACUCCAGGUGGAUGUGUUACCUUAUAGAUAGCUAGUCAGUAUUAUUCCUGCACUCCAGGUGUGUUACCUUAUAGAUAGCCAGUCAGUAUUAUUCCUGCACUCCAGGUGUGUUACCUUAUAGAUAGCUAAGUCAGUAUUAUUCCUGUACUCCGGGUGUGUUACCUUAUAGAUAGCCAGUCAGUAUUAUUCCUGCACUCCGGGUGUGUUACCUUAUAGAUAGCUAGUCAGUAUUAUUCCUGCACUCCAGGUGGAUGUGUUACCUUAUAGAUAGCCAGUCAGUAUUAUUCCUGCACUCCAGGUGGAUGUGUUACCUUAUAGAUAACUAGUCAGUAUUAUUCCUGCACUCCAGGUGGAUGUGUUACCUUAUAGAUAGCCAGUCCGUAUUAUUCCUGCACUCCAGGUGGAUGUGUUACCUUAUAGAUAGCCAGUCAGUAUUAUUCCUGCACUCCAGGUGUGUUACCUUAUAGAUAGCUAGUCAGUAUUAUUCCUGCACUCCAGGUGGAUGUUACCUUAUAGAUAGCCAGUCAGUAUUAUUCCUGCACUCCAGGUGUGUUACCUUAUAGAUAGCCAGUCAGUAUUAUUCCUGCACUCCAGGUGGGUGUGUUACCUUAUAGAUAGCCAGUCAGUAUUAUUCCUGCACUCCAGGUGGAUGUGUUACCUUAUAGAUAGCCAGUCCGUAUUAUUCCUGUACUCCAGGUGUGUUACCUUAUAGAUAGCUAGUCAGUAUUAUUCCUGCACUCCAGGUGGAUGUGUUACCUUAUAGAUAGCUAGUCAGUAUUAUUCCUGCACUCCAGGUGGAUGUGUUACCUUAUAGAUAGCCAGUCCGUAUUAUUCCUGCACUCCAGGUGUGUUACCUUAUAGAUAGCUAGUCAGUAUUAUUCCUGUACUCCAGGUGUAUGUGUUACCUUAUAGAUAGCCAGUCAGUAUUAUUCCUGCACUCCAGGUGGAUGUGUUACCUUAUAGAUAGCCAGUCAGUAUUAUUCCUGCACUCCAGGUGGAUGUGUUACCUUAUAGAUAGCCAGUCAGUAUUAUUCCUGCACUCCAGGUGUGUGUACCUUAUAGAUAGCUAGUCAGUAUUAUUCCUGCACUCCAGGUGUGUUACCUUAUAGAUAGCCAGUCAGUAUUAUUCCUGCACUCCAGGUGGAUGUGUUACCUUAUAGAUAGCUAGUCAGUAUUAUUCCUGCACUCCAGGUGUAUGUUACCUUAUAGAUAGCCAGUCCGUAUUAUUCCUGCACUCCAGGUGGACCUGUGCCAGUCCGUAUUCCUGCUCAAGGUGGAUGUGUUACCUUAUAGAUAACUAGUCAGUAUUAUUCCUGCACUCCAGGUGGAUGUGUUACCUUAUAGAUAGCCAGUCCGUAUUAUUCCUGCACUCCAGGUGGAUGUGUUACCUUAUAGAUAGCCAGUCAGUAUUAUUCCUGCACUCCAGGUGUGUUACCUUAUAGAUAGCUAGUCAGUAUUAUUCCUGCACUCCAGGUGGAUGUUACCUUAUAGAUAGCCAGUCAGUAUUAUUCCUGCACUCCAGGUGUGUUACCUUAUAGAUAGCCAGUCAGUAUUAUUCCUGCACUCCAGGUGGGUGUGUUACCUUAUAGAUAGCCAGUCAGUAUUAUUCCUGCACUCCAGGUGGAUGUGUUACCUUAUAGAUAGCCAGUCCGUAUUAUUCCUGUACUCCAGGUGUGUUACCUUAUAGAUAGCUAGUCAGUAUUAUUCCUGCACUCCAGGUGGAUGUGUUACCUUAUAGAUAGCUAGUCAGUAUUAUUCCUGCACUCCAGGUGGAUGUGUUACCUUAUAGAUAGCCAGUCCGUAUUAUUCCUGCACUCCAGGUGUGUUACCUUAUAGAUAGCUAGUCAGUAUUAUUCCUGUACUCCAGGUGUAUGUGUUACCUUAUAGAUAGCCAGUCAGUAUUAUUCCUGCACUCCAGGUGGAUGUGUUACCUUAUAGAUAGCCAGUCAGUAUUAUUCCUGCACUCCAGGUGGAUGUGUUACCUUAUAGAUAGCCAGUCAGUAUUAUUCCUGUACUCCAGGUGUAUGUGUUACCUUAUAGAUAGCUAGUCAGUAUUAUUCCUGCACUCCAGGUGUGUUACCUUAUAGAUAGCCAGUCAGUAUUAUUCCUGCACUCCAGGUGGAUGUGUUACCUUAUAGAUAGCUAGUCAGUAUUAUUCCUGCACUCCAGGUGUAUGUUACCUUAUAGAUAGCCAGUCCGUAUUAUUCCUGCACUCCAGGUGUAUGUGUUACCUUAUAGAUAGCCAGUCCGUAUUAUUACUGCACUCCAGGUGUAUGUUACCUUAUAGCUAGUCCGCAGGGCCGGAAUGGGGAUUCCAAAGCAGCCCUGGAAAAAAAAAAUCUAUGCCAGCCCCAUAAGUCAUUGCCACAUAUAUUGUCGCAUGUAAUAUGUAAGGCUAUGUUUUGCAACCCUAGAUGAUUAUAUAUAUAUAUAUCUCAAAUAUAAAAAAACAAACUGAUCUUGCACUCCACCAAUUCAAUAUUCAAUGCCCGGUGCUUGUCAGCCAAAAAGGCAAAAAUAUUGCCAGAGAUAGCACUCCAAGGACUAAUAUAAAAUAUAACUUUUAUUACCUCCACUAAAACAACACAAGGUCAAUGUUUAAGGUUGAGGGGAUCAAGCUUAAACGUUGACCUUGUGUAGUUUUAGUGGAGGUAAUAAAAGUUUUAUAUUUUAUAUUAGUCCUUGGAGUGCUAUCUCUGGAUAUAUAUAUAUAUAUAUAUAUAUAUAUUGGUCCUUUCAGAGUAAAUGUUUAAUUAUACAGUAAGCAUACUCACAUGCAGACACAGACAAUCUCCCUGACACAAGCGGAUUGAUACACAGCCUCAUACAUAAGGUUAUUGACAUAAAAACACAAGCUCACUCAGUAGCAGGCACACACACACAAGGAAGCGCGCGCACACACACAGCUUAAUGUAGUGGUACUGGUGUCUAUAGCCUGUCCCUGCAGGCUUUUUAAUGUUAACACUGACUUUUAAGAGAAAAGGCAGUGUUUACAUUGCUUCCUAGUGACAGACACUCAGACGGUCACUAGAGGUGCUUCCUGUGUCAGUGCGGAUUGGCUGAGAUCAUCAAGCUUGAUGAUCUCAUCCGUAGAGGCAGGGCCAGGCGAGGGGAGACCAGCAUGACGUGGGGAAGAAGAAAAAAACACACAUACACACACACACACACAUGCCAUGACAGACACACACCAUGACACAGACAGACCGUGACACAGACAGAAACACACACACACACACACACACCUUAAAGACACACACACCUUGACACACACACACACCAUAACACAGACAGACCGUGACACACAGACACACACACCAUGACACAGACACACACAUUGCAUGACACAGACAAACACACACCAUGACACACACAGACCGUGACACACACACAUUACAUGACAGACACACAGACACACACACCACGACAGAGAGACCGUGACACAGACACACACACCGUGACACAGACACACACACCGUGACACAGACACACACACACCGUGACACAGACACACACACACCGUGACACAGACAAACAUACACACCAUGAUACACACAGACCGUGACACAGACACACACACACACACACACAACAUGACAGACAGUGACACACACACCAUGACUAAGAGACACAAACAAUGACACACACACAUUGCUGACACACAGACACUCACACAUUGCUGACACACAGACACUCACACAUUGCUGACACACAGACACUCACACAUUGCUGACACACAGACACUCACACACCAUGACACAGACACUCACACACACACCAUGACACAGACACUCACACACACACCAUGACACAGACACUCACACACACAGACACUCACACACACACCAUGACACACAGACACUCACACACACACCAUGACACACAGACAGACACACACACACCAUGACACACAGACAGACACACACACACAUAUACACAAUUUCUACCUGUGGGGAGCUCUUUAUGACGUCAUAUUCCGGCCCCAGUCUCAUUAAGCGGUGCGCAGGGGAGGGGGAGCAGAGACACAACAGCCAGCUCCCCCUGCGGCCGCAAGAACAGCCAGCAAACCCUGCGGCCGCCAAAGGAGCUCCAUCUGCGGCCGCAGGUGAGCCAGCUGGCUGCCCAGCCCCAGGUGCCGACGGCCCACCGAGAAAUUUCCCGGUAUCCCGGUGGGCCAGUCCGGCCCUGCUAGUCCGUAUUAUUCCUGCACUCCGGGUGCUGUGUUACCUUAUAGAUAGCUAGUCAGUAUUAUUCCUGCACUCCGGGUGACCUUUGUAGGCUCAGUUUAGGAUUUAUCGAUGGUUUUUGAUGGCACGGUGCCCGUGCACUGCGACUGUGUUUCUUUAUUCUCCAUCUAACCUUCAAGGCCUUACUGAUUAUUGUUCAAAUUGAUGUUUGGUUUCCAUGUUAUUAAUUUGAUGCCGUGUUCCAUAUGUGAACCAUUAAUUGAGCAUUCCAUGUUCAGCUUCUAAAUUAAACACUGAGCAUCGCAGCCUGCUAUUCUAGGCUCUGAAUCUGCAGCAGCUAUUUACUGAUCUCUAUUAUCUUUUUAUAUACUUUAUUUUAUUUAUUUUCUUUUGUUGAUUUUCUUUCCCUCUCGAUUGCUAGAGUUUUGGGCCAUAUGUUUUUUUUUUUUGGGGUUUUUUUUAAUUUAAUUUUAUAAGUUAUUUUUAUUUUAUUUUAUUUUUUAGUCUUACAUAGCCACUACUAAUUAGUCUGACCUCCUCGUUCUCUCUUAGGUCUGUACUGACCUAGAGGUACCUCCUUUCACUGUCCAAUCACAUCACUAUAUAUUCUAUAUUGAGCUCCCAUUUUUGGAUUUUGUUUUGUCCUGUAUUAUAACGGGUUCACUCACAUCUUCGUGGGUUCUGUAGCGGGUUCACUCACAUCUUUGUGGGUUCUGUAGCGGGUUCACUCACAUCUUCGUGGGUUCUGUAGCGGGUUCACUCACAUCUUCGUGGGUUCUGUAGUGGGUUCACUCACAUCUUCGUGGGUUCUGUAGCGGGUUCACUCACAUCUUCGUGGGUUCUGUAGCGGGUUCACUGACAUCUUCGUGGGUUCUGUAGCGGGUUCACUGACAUCUUCGUGGGUUCUGUAGUGGGUUCACUCACAUCUUCGUGGGUUCUGUAGCGGGUUCACUCACAUCUUUGUGGAUUUUCUUGUGGGUUCACUCACAUCUUUUGUGACUACUACAACUGGAUCAGUCACAUCCUCCUUAUAUGCAACUUGUACAAUAAAGUAUCCAAACUAGAGCCAGACCGGUCUUGGUUUUUCCAACUUUGUCUAAAUGAAUUGUGUUUAUUAUUGCUCCUUGCAGGUGACGUGUCUACCUUGGAACGACGAACCUCUUGCCUCAGAGACAAAUCUCCUGAAGCAGGAGCUACAGAAAGUAAAUAAAAGGGGAAUUCUGACUAUCAACUCCCAGCCCAAUGUGAAUGGAAAACCUUCCAAUGACCCGACGUUUGGAUGGGGUCCCAACAGAGGUUAUGUCUUUCAAAAGGUACCUGACUGACUUUGCGUGAAGUCGGUUCAUAGAAGGAUUAUCUCUUAAAUUUAAAUACUUCUAUUGGCUUUGGACCAUCUGCUUUCAUACGAUUUAAGAAAACUGUGUAUGGCACGCUUACAUUCAGUACCAGAACCACUACAGAGUCUACAACUGUAACUGGAGCACUAGACAGUUUCCACUAAUUUUGCUGUUUUCUUAUUGUUUAGAUCGGGGUUAGCAACAUUCAGCACUCCAGCUGUUGACUACAUCUCCCGUAAUCCUCUUACAGCCAUAAUACUGGUAGAGCAUCAGGGGAGAUGUAGUUCACAACAUGUGGAUAAUUUAUUCCAGCCUAUAUAUAGUGUUCUAAUGUCCUCUUUGAUUACAGGCGUACCUGGAAUUUUUCACCUCCAGCGAGAUGGUCACAGCUCUUAUUAAGGUGCUGAAGCGGUACGAGCCUCGUGUGAACUACCACAUAGUGAAUGUACAGGUACGACGUUUCAUGAUUAGUCCCUGGAAUAUAUAACCGUAGCAAACUAUAAAGCGGUUUAACGGACAGUUUUAUGUUGCAUCUAUACAAACUGUUUUGAUAGGUCUGUUGACUUAGAAACCUUUUCUAAUAAAACACAGAUUUUUCUCAGAUAUAAAUGUUUUUGCAUAACUGUUCAGGAGUUAAACCAGUUUUGAAAGGUUUAAUCCAGAAAUUGGUCCCCUGGCACGCGACACCUCUGCCUCCUCUCUUCCAUUCUCCUGACUAUCACAGUCAGCGGGAAGAUGGCUGGGCGGACGAUGAUAAUCUGCCCUUCACUGCCCUGUCUCUGGCUGAUACCUGUUUAAAUGUGGGUUUUUUUUGUUUUUUUUUUAAUUCUAUAUUCCUUGUUUUAGGGUAAAAAUAUUACAAAUUCUGUUGACCUGCAACCGAAUGCUGUGACAUGGGGAAUCUUUCCCGGACGAGAGAUUAUUCAACCAACGGUGGUCGAUCCUAUCAGCUUUAUGUCCUGGAAGGUAAGUGCAGUUUUGUCUUUAUCCUUUUUUCACUUUGUUUUCCACGGCAGUCUCUCACAUGUGAAAAGUAAUCUGCAAGUACUUCCAUCUUUUUUAGAAUACUUCUAACACCAGUUAAAUUGGAUAGUAAGCACUGUCAUUUUCAGUGUUACUGAAAGUUUACAAUCCUAUUCAUUGGCCUUUGCAAACUUGCGAGUGAGAAAGGUAUCUUGGGAAAAAAAAAAAUUGUCAGUUGAUAUAAACUUACAAUGAUAGCCCUGAUGACUGAACAAACUGAAAUUUAAGUAAUUUAGAAUUUUUUUAUUUUUUUUUCAAUUUGUUUUUUGCUAGUUCCAAAAAUUACGAAAUAUCAAAAUGAUUGAUAAUGCUAGUUCUUAAAAUUGGGUAAUUGUUGGACUAUUCCUUUAUUUUGAUUUAAUUCACACAAUUUAUUUUUUUCCUUGUUUUUUGAGGAAAAGGGGAAUACUGUUUUGUAUUUACUGUAAAAAAAAAAAAAAAAUUUAAUUUAUUUUUUCCAUACAGGAUGAAGCCUUUGCCCUGUGGAUAGAGCGGUGGGCGAAGCUGUACGAGGAGGAGACUCCAUCUCGAAUGAUCAUUCAGUACAUCCAUGACAACUAUUUCUUGGUCAAUCUAGUGGACAACGAUUUCCCCCUUGAGAACUGUCUGUGGCAGAUCAUUGAAGACACGUUUAGCGAACAUGAUAACCCAACGGAACCAUGACUCCUAUUACUGUGACUGUGUCAUGUGGCUCUAAAAGCAAUUCAUAGAGAACUCACUACUUUUGGAAGAGGCAUCAGCUCCUACUGGCAUGAAUAAACGUAUUUCAUGGGACGAUCCCUCAAGUGUACAUUCUGUACAUAAUUCAACAUGUAGUUACUGUUGCAAGACUUGAUAUUGCUGCUAGAAAACUAACUUUACCAUAGGAAUUGAGCAAGGGUGACUACAUAUUUUUAGAAAGAGAUCCAAGUCAUAUUUUUCUAAUUGUGUUUUUGUCGUUGCCGUAUCCUUGACACCUCCCCAUCCACCCACCCCCGAAAACUGAUUUCUUUUGUGUUCUUAGAUUCGGCCUCAUUGAUAUGUUUAACAAAUAUAAGCUUUUGGUGACUUACCUGCUCUCCUGAUAUCUUCAUUUGCACCUAAUCAAAACUGGUAAAUAGAGUUUGCCACAGAGAAGCACUGAGAACUCAUUCCAGUGACCGUGUGAUGUUCCCUGCCCCAGGGGUAGCAGAGGCUUACAACAACUAUAAUGGUUACUAUUGGUUGAAUACCUAUUUCUUCCAAAAUGUGUGCUUAUAAAUCAUAUUUUUAUUUUUUAUUUUUUUUGACAUUCUUUAUUUAUUCUUUUGAUAGUCAUUAAGUGCAUUACAACUGUGAACAUAUUUGGGUGAACAUUCAUUAAACAUGAAAACAUUGAAUUAUUGGCUAUUGAUUGUAACCGGCAUUACCGGUGCUAUGUCGGUAGUGUAUAGGUCUUUGUCAGCUAAGGCUCAGGAGCUGCUGCUGAAGACUUUUGGUUUAGCUUUGACUUUGGUAGUGUCUGUUGCAGGCAUGAGGUGGGUAGAGCUAGUGUGUGGUAUGUGGUGUCCCAUGUGUUACUCCCUUGUGGGCUUGCUUUGUUAUGUGGAUUAUGUCAUUAUCCCCUUAGAAUAGCUUUCUAGUGUUUUUGUUUUAAGUGGUUAUGUGUGUGGGUUUCGAGGAAUCUGCAGAGUGUCCUCUGUCCAUCUAGGUCUCUGGCUAGGUCGCAGUGGGUUAUUCGGCUAGUGUCACUUGUGUGUUGUGUUGUGUCGGUCAUUAUCGAAGAGGUGUGCUGUGCGCAGCUCUGGGUGUUGAGGUGACCUCGUCCCAGUCCCGUGCGGCUUGUUGUGUCCUGUCCUGCAUCUAGAUGCGUGUUCCACGGUGUGUUAUUUUUUUUUAAUCUGUGUUUGUUCUAUGCCUAUUUGUGAAUCUUGUAGUAGGUUUAAAAAUUCUUGCGCCAAGAAGAUGUAGUCUAUGCGGUUAUAGUGUGCGUGGACUGCCGAGUAGUUGGUGUAGUCUUACUCUUCUGGGUUGCAUGCCCUCCAACAGUCAACUACUCCUAGUUUGUGUAAGGAUCGCUGUGCUACUCGAAUGCAGUGCGCAGAAACUGCAGUCUGACCCCUGGAGGUGUCCAAGCGCGGGUCCAGUGGUAUGUUUAGGUCUCCGGCCAGGACCAGAAGGCCGUCUCUAAAUUUCUCUAACUUGGCCAGCGUCCGGGAUAAAAAGGUGUUGUUUUCUGUUUGGGCCAUAUAGGCAUGCGAAAGUGUAGGUGUGGUGCGCUAUGGUGCCUUUUAGGAAGAGAUAUCUACCGUUGGGGUCCUCCUGAAAUGCUGUGUGGUGGAAAGGUGUUGCUUGGGCAAAGAGUAUUGCCGCUUUUUUGGCUUCUGGGUGAUUCGCGUAGAAUCCUUGUGGGAAUCGUCGGUUCUCUAAUUUGGGUGCGUCUCCACCUCUGAGGUGCGUCUCCUGCAGGAAUGCCACGUAUGCUUUUGCGGCCCACAGCCGCCUUAGCAGGUGCGAUCGCUUUUCAGGUGUGUUGAGUCCCUGAACAUUGUUGGACCAAUAUGUCAGCUGGGCUGGGACAAAUCCCCGCUUGGGCGCCGUCGAGGCGGCGCCCCCGCAGCGGCACGGUUUGGGUUGUGGGGGCGUCAGUAGGUGUAGGGAAGUCAGAGAGUUGUGUUGUGGUGAAGGGUCUGCCUGACUCUUAGGAUGUGACGUCGACCCUGUACCGGGUAUUGUUCCUGCGUCGGGGUUACAAUUCCGACGCAAGGAACCCUGGUUUUAUUUACAGUUUGGGUCUGUCUCAGUGGGGUUCUGUGGAGCCACUCACGGUAGUGGUGUUGUCUAGUUAUGUGGUGAUCUGUACUUUCUCCUUUCCGUCAGCACCCGCCCUGCAUGGUGUGAGUGUAGUUGUCCAGACGGUGUAUUUUAAGUUUGGGGGGGCACCAAUUGCCUAUGCCGCCUUGGUUCUAGUCAGUAUUUUGUGUCCUGGAAAGAGAAAAAUCAGCGCUAGGCUGCCACACAAGGAAAUAAUAAUAGUAGAAAUUUUGUGUCCUGUUUGUUAGUGCGUUGCCCUAGGAACGUUUGUGUGGUCCUGUCUGGUUCCUUCUAUCUUUAGUAUCUCCUGCAGCUCUCCCGUCCCCGGUCAUACCUCCUAGUGUCUGAGUCAGGGCCUCCCUGGGUUAACCAGAGAUUUGGAGCAGCCUAUCUCCUAGUGUGUGUCAUUCGGGUGUCCUGUUGCGACCCUUCCCCUUAAAGCAUGCUGUGUGUUUUAGUGGGGAUUGGGUCGACGCCUCUUGAAUUCGCUAGUCCGUGGCAUGUUUCCGUCUCCUGGGUAUACUCUAUCUCUGUUGUGCAGUGUCCUGUGUUGCUUUCCAGACGAAGCGGUGUGUGUCUGCCCGUGAGGUUACGUCAGGGUGGUGGCUCUUGUCAUCUCUUUGUUAGCCCCCAGGCCUGGUUUCUCGCUGUAGUGUACCUGCUCCUCCCUUGUGUUUGUUCUUCCUGUCUUAGGUGUCUGUUAUUAGGCUGCCCUUUGCCCUGACUGUGGCCCUUGUCGUGUAUUGUGUCUGUCUGUUCAAGUUAGCUCCCCUGGUGCUCUGGCAGUUCACGCUUCUUCCUCCCUGUCUAUACCUGGCUCCACCCCUUCGCUCCUACUCUGUGCACUCCGGUUCUAUAUGUGUGCUUCAUUUUAAGCCUAUGGUUUCAGGAGUCUUGCAUUGCUAUUGCCUUGCUAGGAAGUGCGGUCUGUGCGUGGGUGCUUCCUGGUCUAGGGGGCCCUCAUGUGAAUUAACCUUUGAAAAUUAAACUGUACAAUAAACUGCCCACUAGACAGGUCCUUCCCGGUUUUAGCUACCGAUCUACCCCGAUGCUAGUUCUUAAAAUUGGGUAAUUGUUGGACUAUUCCUUUAUUUUGAUUUACCCGUUUCACAGUGAUCCUCCACUGCCCUGCGACCAACCCUCCAUCUCCUGGUAUUUUUUAAGUCUUGGUGGCUCACUGCUGCAUGGUUGUCCUCUGCCUGUGCAGGCCCUUGUAGUUGCGCAUUCCCGCCCUCCUUCUGGUUGGCUUCUCCCACCCAACUUGAGGGGUUCCUCCUGUGCAUAUCCAUUGGCAGUUCGGCCUUCCAGAUGGGGCACUUCCUCUUACCACCCCCCGUUCAGGUUAUCCGCUCCCUCCCCACCUACCUGGUAUCCACCCUUAACACCCCGCUAUUGCUAUCAGGUUGUAGUCAAGGAAAGUACAUACCCAGUUCGGUGUCGUCGGGCCGGUGUGUCCGGAUCAUAGUGUGUUCUUUGCCGGUAGAGCUGGGAUUCCGUUGAGUGCUGCGCCGGAUUGGCCUGGUGUAUCUUAUUGGGUCGUGUACCGGUGCUGCGUGUCUGUGGUUACUCUUCUGGGCCUCCUCGGCGUUGUUGUGGUCUGGGUUCCGGUUGUAGGUUGUGUGCCACCUCUGUUGGGCCUGUUGCUCGCGCCGGAGAGCCCUCUAGGAUCCAGUUCGGCACCGGGAUAGUAGGUAGGUUGGCGGAUCGGAGAAAUCUGGGUACAUCGCUUGGCCAGCGGAUGAUAUGCCACAUGUUGCCCACACGGGCCUGGAGGCUAAAUGGAAAGCCCCACUUGUAUGGGAUGCUCCGCUCUUGCAACAGGCAGGUAAGAGGCCUUAGGGCCCGGCGGGCGUCCAGGGUGAUCGUGGAUAGAUCUUGAAAGAGGGAGACUUGUGCGUCCAUGUAGGUUAUGUGCUGUUGGGUUCUAGUUGCCAGCAUUAAAGACUCUUUUAGUUGGAACGACACCAGGGCACAUAUUCUAUCUCUUCGUAGACCAUCUCGUCUGGGUGCUCGUAGUGCCCUGUGAGCCCUUUCUAUGCCAAAGUCGCUAGGAGCUGCGUCUCCCAGCAGUUCAGUAAACAGACCUGCGAGGAUCUCCUGCGGCACCUCCCCCUUGGCCUCCGGUAGUCCCUGUAUUCUGAUGUUAUUGCGCCGGCCACGAUUGUCAAGAUCUUCAAUCUGGUGGCGGAGGUCCAGGAGUAUAUUACCUUGCCUCGUGGUCGCCAGGUCCGUGGCUUGCUGGUGUUGCGUGUCUUGCAGGCGUUCCGCCUCCAGGUCAUCCACCCGCUGCUCCAGGGCUGUGAGGUCGUUGCGCACCGCCGUGAUCUCCUCCCGGAUAAUGUUCUACCACAAUUUCAUUCUUGUCUCUGCGGGUCAACAUGCUUGCGGAUAUCGCGGUGAUAUCUGCGGAUAUUUGGGUGAGGGUACCGGUUGUAGCUAUGCCUCGGGUCGAUUCCGCGAUGCGGGAGCCGACGCGCCAGUGUCUCCGGAGUCACGGGGACAUGCGGCACGGAUAGGAACUCAUCCAUCGGGCCGGGCUGUGAUCUCGACGGGGUCGCACUGGUCUGUCCCGUGCUGGUUAGGCAUUUGUUCUUCCCCAUUUCUUGGCAUUUUUGUAGGUCUUGGACGCUUUAACAGGGCUUCACAGGUUGGGGUUUAGGAGCUCGGGUUGAGUGCCACGCCCCUAUAAAUCAUUUUUAAUUUUUUCUAAGUGAACUUUGUUAUUGUUGGGAGGAUGAACAGGUGGGAAUAAUAAUGGAAUGACCUCACGGAAAAAUUAUUUUAUCUUUAAAGUAACUUGUGAAAAAAUUGGUUUUGGCCACUUUGCCCGAAUUAAAAUUAUUUUAAUCCACACCUGAACAACUC